CACAGCCUCCUCCACCACCCGACCGACCCGAUAGUCUCACAAGUGGUCUCGAGGAUCACCAUCACUAGGGCGAAAUAAUUAUCGAAUUAUUCAUCGUCACCUGUCAAUCAUCAACUUCGCCCAUCCCUCCCUCCCUCCCUGCUUCCCUACCCCCCUCCUACAUAUUAACCUCAUCCGUCCCCCCGCUCAAUUUUUCCUUCUACCACUUCUUACUUGGUCGAGGGUUAUCUUCCAUUUCCUCACCCGUUGCUUGCUAGCUCGAGGUCGACUGUAUAUGGGAAUAUAGCCUGUUGUUCAAACCUCUCUUGAACCUGGGCAUUUCACAACGUCGCUUGUAGCGAACGUUGUCACUCGCGCAACACAACCACGACCGUCAUGUCCACUACACUACCCGUAAUACCAUCGCCUUCUCCCACACAGACUGGGAAUGGCGGUGGCAAUAACGGUCCUACAAGUUCUCCCUUGUUGUUUUUUGUUGCGUUGGGGUUUGGAGUUGUUUUCACGAAUUUAUGGAUUAUUGUCGGUGUCAAGUAUUGCUUUCGUUACAAUGCUCGACAGCGACGUCGGGCGAACGGUGAGGAGGAACCUGUCGAUCUCCAAACAAUGCCACGUCCACAUCGUCGGCGGAGGGAGAAGAAGCUUAUGACGAUGGAUGAGGUCAACGAAAGGUUCCCGACUACAAAGUACAAAUCAUGGAGGGCGCAUAGGGAACGUAUGGGCUUACCGACUGAAGGGGGAAUUAAAACUGCUCCAAACAGCAGGCCUGCGAGUUUAAUGGAUUUGGAAGCUGCAACUUCUGCCGAUGCCAAUAAUGGGUCUCCGGAUGCCCUUGCUAAGGAACUCACUCUUCCUCCUGCUGUUGAUAAGGAAACUUCGCCCGCUCCUGCCCCAACCCUUUUCACUGACAAAUUGGAAGCACCCGAGAUUGCGAGAAAACAUCUGUCUGAUAUCUCGGAGCCGGAGGUGAGAAAAUGUGAGGAUGAUGAAGACGAGGAGGAUGAGCAUGAUCAUGUUCAAACCGCAGUCCCUGACGAACUUCUUAAUUCUGUUGGGGAUUCCUGCGCAAUUUGUCUGGAUACUAUCGAGGACGACGAUGAUAUCCGUGGUUUAACGUGUGGACACGCUUUUCAUGCCGGAUGUCUCGAUCCAUGGCUUACCAGUAGGAAGGCUUGCUGUCCGCUGUGCAAGGCUGACUAUUAUGUGCCAAAGCCGAGACCUGAGGGGGAAAAUGUUCCGGAUGAUCAAUCUAGAUCUCAUCGACAUCGGCGCGGUACUAAUGGAACCCCGACUCCACCUGCCAAUGUUUACCUUGUGCCGCGACGUAUGCUCUUCUCGCCGCGCCGUAUAAUAUCACCUUAUUAUACUGGCAGUGCUUCAGGUCGUUCGAGGGGUGGUUCUUCAGUGGCUGCUCAGCGUGGGUCGGAGGAUGGGCAAUAUACUGGUGGUAGUCGUUGGAUGCGCAACCCACUGCGGGGUGUUUCUUUGUCGUUCGGUAGGAGGAAUAAUACCGCCGCUCCACCAACACCGUCUAACCUGGAGGCUGGCCUUCUCGAUAAUACACCCGCCGCCGCUGCUCCAUCAACCGGCGUGCCAACACCAAAUCCAAUAAGUGGAGCUGAAGCUCGUUAAGGGGGGUGGUAUCUUCACGAUCAAUUUCAUUAGCAACUUGGGCGUUUGGCUUUUUAAUGACAAGCACUUUUUCACUCUCUCACAUGUUUUACGACUCCCUUCAACCUUGUCAAAUGACCUCACCAACACCUCACCAACAACUACAAUGGCUCUUCUAAACGACUUGUCGUUGAGCAGCUGAAUUAUCACCAAGCCGCUUGGGCUCGAACCCGCUUUGUCCAACUUUUUCUUUUCUCCUGCUGGCGUCCUCUUUUUUCCUUUCCUUUUAGUUUGUUCAUAGGAGCUUGGGCCUUUUUUUUCCCUCUUUUUCUCCCUUCCCCCUUUUCCAUCAACAAACAAGCAAACAACCUGUGUCUCUCUUGUUGGCCUGUACAAAGUUUGAAAUGCAGCGGAUAUUUUCCGUGGGGACUUAAUUGUUCUCACGCCGAAUGACUCUUUUUGUCGGUUUGCAUCGAAACUUACGCUACCCGCAAUAACGUUGGAAUGGACUACUGGAUGGAUGGGCGAAUUGGCAGACAGAAUUAAUACUUUUUUUCCUGCCCAUUAUCAACAUGAAACGGAUUGAUAGGAAAGGGGAGGAGUGUGUAUCUUUUUUUGAUUUUUUUGAUUUUUUUGGUGUUUAUUGCUUCGUGAGGCGUGAAGUGGAAUCUAGCAUCUGUUGGUAGGGGGGAAAGGUUUAUUAGUCUUUAACUAUGUUUCCUUUCCUUGUUUA
Molecule: messenger RNA, 2341 nt
Organism: Tuber melanosporum (Perigord truffle)
Lineage: Eukaryota; Fungi; Ascomycota; Pezizomycetes; Pezizales; Tuberaceae
Exons: 2
Coding region: 376-1629 (417 amino acids)
Source: RefSeq, a predicted model, not a curated record